Molecule: messenger RNA, 1878 nt
Organism: Fusarium tjaetaba
Lineage: Eukaryota; Fungi; Ascomycota; Sordariomycetes; Hypocreales; Nectriaceae
Product: heterokaryon incompatibility protein
Exons: 1
Coding region: 1-1878 (625 amino acids)
Source: RefSeq, a predicted model, not a curated record
AUGGUCGCUCAAAUUCAACCCCUGCGUGAUAUGAUAUAUGUGCCACUCCCAACAGGGACCAAUGCCAUACGACUAAUCAAGUUAAAGCCACGAUCCUGCCAUCGACCUGCCGGGAUAAGUGCAGACCUUGUCGUUUGUGAACUCGUCUCCUUCUCCCGUGGUUGCUGCCCACCAUACACAGCUGUUUCCUACGCUUGGGGCAAAAGCACAACAAGCUCCCAACUUGCAAUUGGGGACCAGAUAUAUGAAGUUAGCUGUACAGUCGAACAAGUCCUCCGGCAACUCGUCGUUGAGGAUGCCGACAGGUUCGUCUGGGUAGAUCAGAUAUGCAUCAACCAACAAGACAACGCCGAGAAGAGCGACCAAGUGCAGCAGAUGAAAAGCAUUUAUACCGAAGCAUAUCUUGUCAUAGCUUGGCUUGGGCCUGCCGCAGACGAUAGCGAUAUGCUUUUGAAACACAUUGAGAGAAUGGGGGAGGCGAUUUGGGCAGACGAUCACAGUAGCGUUCUCGCUGCUCACUCGAAUAAAGAAGGAUUACAAGCCAUCAGCCGUGCCUUUCGUUCUCUCUGCCAACGGGAAUACUGGAAGAGGCUCUGGAUCAUCCAAGAGUUCGCUGUCGGCAGUAGCCUGCGCAUUGCGUGUGGUGAUGUGAUGGUAUGGGAUUGGAAUCUGGAGGCAUUGCUCGCCUAUAUGAAUCAGCUCUUGGAAGGACACUUUUCGAGAUCCCCGGAUAGAUCUAGUGACCCUCUCGGCGAUAGUCUGCCUCGUGCCUAUUUAACGUCAGCUACGAGCUUUAUGGAAGGUGUCGUAACUAGGCGAUGCCGAUACUGGGCGCGCCAAGAUGGGGACAUCAGCAGCGAUGCACUCUUUUACGUCCUAGUCACUACACUGGUCCUAGAGCGCGACUACAACCAACCUCAAGCGACAAACCCUCUGGACAGAGUAUUUUCGAUUCUGCAUCUAGCUCACGACGCUGAUGAAUUCGUCAACAUAAUAGACUACUCGCGAUCAUGCGAAGAGAUAUAUCGCGAAAUUGCGCUGGUUAUCUUGAAACAAGGACAUAUCGAUCUUCUUGCGUACUGUCAGUUCCCAAAGCUAUCGCCUGACAUGCCAACGUGGACUCCAGACUGGCGUACUCAAAUACGUUCACCUUGUACUGGGCCUCCGUGGUCGCAUAGCUUUUGCGCAUCUGCAGGCAUGGCUUCCCAACAAUGCGUAACGUCGCUCGAUGAGCACAGCAUACAGCUCAAAGGGGCGAUAGUCGGCGCGAUUGAACAGUGCGGUUCAGUAUGGAAUCCUGAUUGGACUGGUUCUCUCGACGUAUCCCAAACCAUUGCUUAUCUACAGGAGAUCCAAUCAUUCUGCACCAGGUCCCGGCAAUUGACGCCCGAUGAGGCGGAGAGAGCUGCUGCACACGUAGCCAUAGCGGCCGCCUAUGAUAAGACAGAGGUUCAGAAGGAGUUUCACAACUGUAUUCAAGCUUGGCGAGAGUUGAUGGAUUAUUUGAAACUAUCUACAUCUCCUACGAGUGAUAGCGUAAUGGAGCCUCAGAUAGACGGGCAUUUGGCGAAAGAGUUGACUGCCGAUCACAGCUGGGAUAGUUGGCAGUCUUCUCAUUGGUACACGACACGGCUACGCUUCUUGCACUCACGAGUUCCAAUUCUGCUAGAGUCUGGACACGUGGGAUUAGCAUCCUCCAACACCAAGAAAGGAGACCAAAUUUGCGUCUUUGUAGGGGGGAAAGUACCGUAUAUUAUUCGGCCAGUGGAAAAGGUCCUAGGCGAAUUUCAACUCGUUGGUGAGGUCUACAUAUACGGGAUGAUGUCUGGCGAACCUGUAAAUGAGUCUACUAUUAUCAAUUCGAUUGUAUUAAGGUAA